AUGUCUCCAUCCAGCCCAGAGAAGGAAGUGGAGAGGGAUGUGUUCCUGUUCCGGGCCUACAUUGCCCAGAGAAAAUAUGGGGUUGUUCUGGAUGAAAUUAAAGCCAGUGCUUGUCCUGAGCUCCAGGCAGUGAGGAUGUUUGCAGAGUAUCUUUCAAACGAGAGCCAGAGGGAUGGAAUUGUUGCUGAUUUGGACAAGAAAAUGGCAAAAAGUGUGGAUGUGGCCAACACCACCUUCCUGCUGGUGGCAGCUUCCAUCUACUUCCACGACCAGAAUCCUGACGCAGCCCUGCGUGCCCUGCACCAGGGGGAGAGCCUGGAGUGCAUGGCCAUGAUGAUACAGAUUCUGCUGAAGCUCGACAGGCUCGAUCUGGCUCGCAAGGAACUGAAGAAGAUGCAGGAGCAGGAUGAGGAUGCAACUCUCACUCAGCUGGCAACUGCCUGGGUGAACCUGGCCACAGGUGGGGAGAAGUUACAAGAUGCCUACUACAUCUUCCAAGAGAUGGCAGACAAGUGCUCCUCCUAAGUUAACCCUACUAAAAACCAGCACUGUUAUAUUGCUACACUUAGUAGACUAGAAGAGGGGGUGCUCCAGGAGGCACUGGACAAGGACAGUGGCCAUCCUGAGACCCUGAUCAACCUCGUGGUCCUGUCCCAGCACUUGGGCAAACCCCCAGAGGUUACAAAUCGCUAUUUGUCACAGUUGAAAGAUGCUCAUAAAAAUCACCCCUUCAUCAAGGAGUAUCAGGCAAAGGAGAACGACUUUGCCCGGCUGGCCAUGCAAUACGCCCCCAGCGGCUGA
Molecule: messenger RNA, 801 nt
Organism: Chaetura pelagica (chimney swift)
Lineage: Eukaryota; Metazoa; Chordata; Aves; Apodiformes; Apodidae
Gene: COPE
Product: coatomer protein complex, subunit epsilon
Biological process (GO): retrograde vesicle-mediated transport, Golgi to endoplasmic reticulum; intra-Golgi vesicle-mediated transport; endoplasmic reticulum to Golgi vesicle-mediated transport
Cellular component (GO): COPI vesicle coat
Molecular function (GO): structural molecule activity; protein binding
Source: RefSeq, a predicted model, not a curated record